AUGUCUACGAGAAGAGCAAGAAUAAAAGCUGUAACAGCUUUACCUCCUAGGCGAAAAAAUGCAGUUGCCAUUAAUAAUAAGCCAGAAAAUGAAGUGAAAGUUCCUAGCCCAAAAGCAACCACUUCUGCUGUUACAAAUAAUACUGACACACCAACAAAUGUAGAACCAAUCGAAUCUCUUAAACUAGCUAUAGAAACAAAUAAACCCCCAACUCCCACAGUAACCCCACAAAUUAGUAAUGCACCUACAAUACUAAAUGUUUACAGAUGUCCUACUCCUAAGCCCAAUAUACAAAAUGUAUUUGCUUCUCCAUUAAUUCGGAGUAGUCCCAAAAAAACAUUUGCUUCGCCAAAUUUACCAUCACCUUUAAAUGUUGCGAGAAAUAUUGAUAUUACACGAACACCUAUACGACAAGCUACACCAAAACACCAUGAGUUUAAUCAAAAUACUGAAUUGCACAUGGGAAGUGCUUCUAUCAACAGAGUCCAGCAGAAAAGCAGAAUAGAAGUGUAUAAUGUUUCUAAGAUACCAGAAAAUAUUUCAAACAAUGCCAUGGAUGGCAUUGUUCCUUUACAACCGGCCAGAGCCCCUCCAAAACCAAUAGAGAAACUUAAGAAUGAUAUAAUUUCUGAAAAUGCUGAGGUCCUUUUUGAUCCGAUUGUACCAUUACCAUCUCCAAACAAAGUACGUCCUAAACUCCGGCCUGUGCCAAGGUUAGGUCCUCGAAGAAAUAGUAUACAGGGUAGUGCCAGUGAAUCUGAAGAUGAAAGCCGUCGGAGUCUCUUAAGUGGUAGCAACACUCCAGGACCUAGGACGAGGCAUGACUCCCACUCGCAUAGUAUGCUGCAAACUAUGCUGAACAGAGAAGUGAAUCGUGUUAGAAAUGACUCAGUCUGUUCAAGUGUAAGUCAAGCCACCGGACAGCAGACACCAGCUUCUCCCCUCAAAGAUAAAAGCCUUAAAUCGCGACGUGCGCACGACACGUCAAGUAGACGUGCAACAAUGGCAGCUUCGCGGCGUCGUCGAAUAGCCAAACGUGAGGAAAUGACUAUGUACGAUCUCAUCUAUUACAACCCAUCGGAAAACCCCAUUAUACCAGACGAAGACGAAAUAAAGGCUAAAGAAGAAAACGCAAAGGAAUUGGCACAGCAAAAAGUGGAAAUGAAAAAAGAAGAGAAUACAAAAGAGACAACGAACGAAUCGGCUCCCGCGCCACAAAUUAAACUGGGUCCUAAUGGUGAAAUUGUGCUGGAUGAAUCGAGCUUGGUAAUACAACAAACACAAAAUCAGAAGAUAUCAUCAGUUGUGCGCGAAGGAGCAUGGAUGCCCUGUCAAGGGAAGUACAAACGGGCCCCCAGGACGGCAGACUGGACUGGACCAGAGACAGUCCGGUUUUACAGAGCAUUAGCGGCUAUUGGCACAGAUUUUACAUUAAUGGCUGCACUAUUUCCAGACAGGACGCGAAAAGAUCUCAAACUGAAGUUUAAAAAAGAAGAAAAGCUUAACGGAGAACAAGUCGACAAAGCGUUACGUUCAAAGAUAUCGUGGAACGCUGUAUCUCUGAAGGAAGAGUUUGCUGAAGAAAGAGAGGCAGCUAAGCGUAAAGCAGAAGAAGAAAAGGCAAAAGAGAAAGAAUUGUACCUGCAGCAGAAGAAGGCAGAAAAAGAACGAAUCAAAACAUACAGGGCAAAAAGUCGAGGUUUAAAAGCAUUAGAAGUAAGCGAAGAAGAUGACGUAAAGCAAAAAGAGAAUACAGGAACGGUUAAUGAAUUGCUAAAAAGGACCGCAAACGCUUAUAAAAAAGUGCCUCCAGUUAAUUUAACCAAUAAUAAAUCUGAACAAAUAAGCUAUAAGCGACCGAUACCAAUAACGCCUGUGAUAAAAACUAGUAAUUCCGCCCGCACAGUUAAUAAAACUCCAACACUGGCAAUACCAGAGAAGGUGUACAAGCGACGAAAGUCGAAUACCACCCCGGGUCCAACAGACAUGGCAACAAUAACGAAAUUAAACACCCCCACAUCUACCAGAACACCAGAACUUUCUCUACACAACCUACCAACGAAUAUAGAGACCGGGUCACUGAUAGUGUUAACAGUGAACGAUCCAAAAUCCCCUGGAAAGAAAAUGUUGCAAACCUACAUAGCUCAUGAGAAGGGGAAAUUAUCGCAAGUCGCUUUGCCCUCGGUGCUUUUAAAUUCGGUGGUGGGGUAUAUGAAGAAGGGUACUCCGAAAAGUACCGCAUCCGGAAAUUCCUCUCCGCUGUUAUCCCCUUUAAAUGGUGAUAGUAGAAGUAGUACCCCGAGUGUUAAGACUUCUGAUAGGAUACGAAAUAGUUCCUUUUCUAUAACAGAGCUUUAG
This is a messenger RNA of Leptosia nina, 2358 nucleotides long. The record is from the annotation of a GenBank genome assembly. Lineage: Eukaryota; Metazoa; Arthropoda; Insecta; Lepidoptera; Pieridae.